CUUGUAGCCUCAUGUAGGAUAGGGAACCUGCGGCACCUUUACUACGAAGAAGGUUCUAGCUGAUUCCAAGGAAAUUAUUGACCCACACUUAAUAUACUCCCCUUAUAACACCUCUCUCAUACCUCCAUCUCACCUAGAGCGGUUUCGGUAGGAAUGUUCAUUGUUGCCACCACUCCGUUAUUCUACACAAAGCUACGAAAUACUUCAGACACAGAACCUGUCUUUCACCUAUACUUCCUUCUUUGUCCUCUUUUUUCAGUUUAUUUUUCCUCUUUUUUUUUCUUUUUUCAUUUCUUUUCCCUCUUUUUUAUUAUUUUUCUUUAUUACCCAUUGUUGCGUGUUCACCAAACCCGUAUUAAAACCUGCCUGAGAUACCUCAUGUUGCUGUCUCGGAGUCUGCUCCCCCAUACUGGUCACCGCAAGGUCCGUCUAUACUACCGUACGUGUUGAAGUAGAGCUCGCCCCGGCCCACCUGGUUGUUCAUCAAAUCAUUGAACAAGUUUCCCACGCCAGGCCCGAAGAUCGGCAUCAAACAAUACUUCCAGGAAUCAUAUUGGUUAAUGAAAUCAUCU
This is a messenger RNA of Babjeviella inositovora NRRL Y-12698, 572 nucleotides long. RefSeq lists its product as uncharacterized. NCBI's taxonomy places the organism in Eukaryota, Fungi, Ascomycota, Pichiomycetes, Serinales. Bases 154 to 450 code for a protein of 98 amino acids. The transcript has a single exon. The record is from RefSeq and is a predicted model, not a curated record.